Messenger RNA from Mauremys mutica (yellowpond turtle), 2952 nucleotides. RefSeq names its product fibrous sheath CABYR-binding protein-like. NCBI's taxonomy places the organism in Eukaryota, Metazoa, Chordata, Testudines, Geoemydidae. The transcript has 2 exons. Bases 282 to 2222 code for a protein of 646 amino acids. The record is from RefSeq and is a predicted model, not a curated record.
GGGAAAGUGAUUUUGGUGCUACACAGCCCUAUUUAAAUCCAGCUUGAGGGACAGAGAGAUGUUGAGGGAUUAACUGAAACUGUAGAGUUAAAGCCUAUCAUUAUUUUACAGGGUGAAACUUUUGGUGGGAUGUUGACUGGCUACUAGGAUACUUCUGGAACGGAAAGCAAGAGCCUUUCACACCCUCCUUUAUUCCAGGAAAAGCACUGUACUGAGGGCAUCAACAAGAGUGAAGCCACUUCUGAAUAUUUCUAGCUGUGCUGCUGUUGUAGGCGUUCAGCAUGGGGUGCCAACUCAGUAAGAAGAAAGGGUUCUGCAGGAUUUGUAAGAAAUGUAAGGACCAGAAGGCUGAAGGAGCUGCUGAGAUUAAUGAGACACAUGCUGUUGCACAUACCUCACAGGAGGCUUCUGAAUGCACCGAGAGCCAGCCUUUCACAGGGACUAGGAAAGACACUGAGCAAGCCACUGUUGAAGCACAGCCUAUGAGGUGUGAUGGGGUGCCUGCUGCACCCAGCUCACAGGAGACACCAGAAGACACUGAAGAAAUCCUGUCUGUUCUGCAGACUGUACAAGGCUAUGAAGCCCAGACUACUGCACAGAGCACAGGAAAGGCCUCCCAGGACACUGAUGCCCAGCCUGCUGCAGAGAUGGAGCAAGAGAUGGGAGAAGCUGAGCCUAAUACAAAAGUAACACAGAACAGGCAACCUGUUAAACAGGACUGGCAGCUGGCUUCAUGCAUUACAGAAGACUACAUAGAAGAUCGGCCUGCACUUGAGGCAAUGCAAGAAGCUGGUAAGAUGGACACUACUGUACAGACAACAGCGGAGAUUGUUGAGGUCCAACCUACUGCAGAGAACAUACAAGAGACUCCCCAAUACACUGGUGAAACCCAGCCUACUCUACAGACAGCUCAAGAAAGAGAGGUCCAGCCCGUAUCUGAGACUGAGCAAGAGACUGCUGAGAACCAGCCUGCUGUACAGAUCACUGAGGGGGCACAGGCUGCUGCAUGGGAUGCACUAAACACUGGUGAGGCUAAACCUACUACACAGAGCAUGCAAGAGAUCCCACAUCACCCUCUUGAAGCACGGUCUGCUAGAAAAAGACUGCAAGGAGCAAAAAUCCAGACUUCUGCACAGGCCACGGAAGGCACUGGGGAGACCCAACCUGCUUCAGAGACUGAGGUAUUACUUGCUGUAGAGUCUGAACAAGAGGCUGGUGAGACUCAGUCUGCUGGAAAGAGAACAGAAGAAACUGAGGCUUGGCCUGAUGCAGACAGAGUACAAGAGUCUAGGGCCCAUUCUGUUACACAGGACAGAGAGCCUGCUGCCCAGUGUCUGUCGGUUGCAUGCACCACAGAUGUGACUAAGCAGGCUGAACCUGCUUUGCAGACUGCACAAGAGGAGCAGAUCCAAACCACUGCAUGCAGUACAAGCGAAAGUUGGACUGUACAGGAUGCAGCUGAGGCCUACCCUGCUGCACAAACCAAAGAGCAAACUGGAGCCCAGCUUGUAGCAGAAGGUCCACUUGAGACCCAGCCAACUAUACAGACCAUAGAGGCUCCACAAGGUACUACUAAAAACAUGCAGAUUAUGGAAGACAUUAGUGUGGGCCCUGCAGAACCCAAGGCUUCUCAAGAGAGUCCACUGGAACCUGUGACCGUUCCUAUUAAACUAACAAUAGAAAAGACCCAGCCUACUGCGCAGGUCACACAAGAGAUGGAGACUCUACAUCCUGCACAGACCAAAGAAUUGAAGGAGAACCAGGGUCAGCAGAAUGAUGUGGAUUCCCAGUCCCCUAGUGAUCUUACAGGAUACAAGGAGAGACAGGGGAAUUCUGCAAUUCAAGAGGAGGAAGAUCAGGCACCUGAACUAGAGGUCACUGAGGUACCAAAACCAGAGCAGCAGCAGCUGAACGUGGAGCAACUGGCACCUCCUCAAGAAGAACUGCCAUUUUCUCAUGUCCCUGAAAAUCAUGUAGAAAAGUACCAGCUUUUGGACAGCUCUGUGCCCAAAGCAUGCAAGAGCAAAUGGGAAGAGGAGGCUGAAAAUGCUGAGACUCCCAUACCCUCAGAAACCCAAGGAUCUGAGGGUGAAAUGGCCCUAGCAUCAGACUCCACAGCUAGCAGUGACACUGCACUUGCUUCAGAGGAGCCCCAGGGAACAGAAGUAACUGACUCCAUGUCUGAGCCCUAUAGCCUAUGCAGAAGGACCUGUUGCACCUGAAGUUCCAGUAACUAAUUGUGAUUCAGCUGAAUCACAAUUAGAGUCAGAGUAAAAUGGACAAACUGAACACUGAUAUUUAAUGCCACUUCUCUCCAUUAAAUUCCUGCUCUUCAACCAUAAUUGCUCAAAACCAUUGUCCCACACAGUAAGGCUGGGAGGCAGAUAUCAAGCAUGCCACAGGGGAAAUGCCCAUAGUUUCUUAAUGUCUUGUAAAUUAUUAUGACUGUCCAAAUUUGCAGUGCAUCUUCCUGCAUUUUCCACUCUUCUAAUGUGGAUUUGGGAGCCUGGUUUUCCAUUUGGGCCAAGCCAAUCAGAUCCACAUACACAAUGGUGUGUUGUGUUUGUGUGGGGUUUUUUUUUAUAGAUCCACACUUUAGUGUAGUCAGGGAAUGCUUUUUUGUCCCUUAUGUUGUUCCCCCUAUCCCAUUCACUGUUUAAUAUCUAAAUUAAUCUGAAUGCUGCUAACAAAGUUUUUUGGGGUAUAACUCUGUGUUUUAACCCAUUACUUGUAGGAGAGUCUGCUUUUGUCUUUAUAGUUAGAUAUAUUAUAUGGAAAGAAUAAACUACCACUGUUGGAUGCAUUAAAACCAUUUAACUUAUUUUAGGUGGUACAAAUGGGGGGGGUGUCUGCACAGCUGCUAUACAGUAUUAGUGAAUGGAGAAAUCCUUUAGCAAUCUCAAGUAACAUUUUAAUGUUUGACUCUCAAUAAAUGUCUUUACUGAUCAUUAA